Molecule: messenger RNA, 261 nt
Organism: Ascoidea rubescens DSM 1968
Lineage: Eukaryota; Fungi; Ascomycota; Saccharomycetes; Ascoideales; Ascoideaceae
Exons: 1
Coding region: 1-261 (86 amino acids)
Source: RefSeq, a predicted model, not a curated record
AUGAGAUUCCAAUAUCUAACUGCCCUCUUGCUUGUCUCCUUCUCAAUUGCCUCUGAAGGUGCUGAUGUCAAAAACUUUGGCUCCAAGGUCCAAUCCCUAGCUUCUUCCUUGUUCAAAAAGUCUCCUGCCUCUUCCUCCUCCAUAAUUGCUUCCUCAAUUGCUACCAACACCACCUCCUCUGCCUCCUCUGCUUCUUCCAUCAUCCAAUCUGCUACUCCAACCGCUGCUCCUCUCAAAAACACAAAAAAAGAUGAAUUAUAA